Alligator mississippiensis (American alligator) is the source of this 5257-nucleotide messenger RNA. It is a transcript of the gene MOK, whose product is annotated as MOK protein kinase. The transcript has 12 exons. The record is from RefSeq and is a predicted model, not a curated record. NCBI's taxonomy places the organism in Eukaryota, Metazoa, Chordata, Crocodylia, Alligatoridae. Bases 2889 to 4049 code for a protein of 386 amino acids. Gene Ontology annotation, biological process: intracellular signal transduction; protein phosphorylation. Gene Ontology annotation, cellular component: cytoplasm; nucleus. Gene Ontology annotation, molecular function: protein serine/threonine kinase activity; ATP binding.
AGUAAACAUCUUGUGUAGAUGCUCCCACUGUGGAGUAUCUUGUUUGGUAAGUUUCGCGCUAGAACAAUUUUUUUUCUUUUUUAAAUUUUUGUUACCACAAGAAAUAUUGCUUUGAAGCAACAAUGAUUUUAUGCCAGCAAGAGAAAAAGUGUGCAAUAAAAAUGCCGUUUUACAUCCUGAUUCUCCAAAAACAUAUGCAUAUGUUUAAGUUAGGCAUGUGAACAGUCUCAGUGAAGUAACCCCACAUCAGUCAAGUAAUAGGGAAUUUUUUCAUUGACUUGAAUAGGAUCAGGAUCAAACCUAGGUCAAAUACAGUUAGAAAUCUUAUGUGUUUGCAGGAUCUGAGCUUCAGUUUUCAGUAUUUUGUUUUUGCUUAUUAAAGUGACCUCAGUUAAACUAAGAGACCUUAUCAUGAGCACAUUUUUAAGAGUCUUGACGAUUGUUCUUUAUACAUUUUAAUGCAAAAUAUCAAUAGCACAAAUUAUCAAAUCUGUUCUAUAAAUUCCCAGUCUGACUUAAAAAUAUUUAAAUCACUCCAUCCUAGUCCAGUAACUGAUUUUUCCUCAAGGAUAAAAAUACCAUGAAGCAAUACGUUAUCUACUUGUCUCCCAGAGACCUGAGGAUAGGUACUAUGAUACCCCAAAACUUGCUUAUGUCUACCCCAGUGGUCUCCAGCCUUUUUAAGUAGGAGAUUACCUUUGGCAUUUAAAAGCAACCCAAGAUCUACUGUGUUCUGCCUCCAGCCCCCUAUCUCCUGCCCAGCAGGUAAGUCGGGGGGGUGGAUGGAGGCAGAGGGAGAAAAAAUUAUUUGGGGGCGCGCCUCCCCAGCAGGUAAAUUGCACCCAGCCAGGGCUCCACUCAACUUACCCCUGCUCCUGCCUCUGUGGCACUGUGCCUCACUGCGGGGGCCUCAAUCUAGCCCCUGCCCCUUCCCUCCCCCACAAACUAAACUGCUGGGCUGGACCUCAUGCGUGCAUGCACGCAGGCGCUCAGCCCCCCACUGCAACCUCAGAUUGACUCUAAGAGGCUCCAAGAUCUACCGCAAGAGUCUCCAAGAUCUACCAGUGGAUUGAGAUCCAUUGGUUGGUGACCACUGGUCUACCCCAACCGUGUAGCUGAUUUAAUCAAAUAUAUCACCCACAAGAAUUUUUUGCCUUUUGCACAUUUCCUGGAUCAUUAUGGUAACAGCAUCACCUCAAUAUUGCCUCAACUAUACUAACAUUUGGAUAAAAUGUUGCUGGAGAUUCUUUUUUUUUUUUUUAUAAUUCUAUAAUACUGAAGUUUAAACAAGCUUAUAUCAUUCUUGUUUUGGAGUCUGUGAUAGGGUUUGGUACCUUCCUGUAUUGAUUCUGCUUCUACUUGUAUAGCAGUUCAUGAACAGAUAAACAUAUAGCAUCAAGAAGUCCAAAUGGCAUUUUAUGAACUGGCAUGUUCCUUGUAAGAUGUUUCCAUCUAAACUGGACAAAAAUUAUGAAAGAGAGAAAUAAAGUUCAGAAAGGGAGAGGGAGGAUGUAUCAGUGAAGAGAAAGGGAGAUGGAGUUCUAAAGGAACUGACUUUUAAAGAGAGUCUGAUAGACUUUAGUGUUUCAAACAUAGCAGAAGCAUGGGGGAAUAUUCAAAGUCUAAGAGCCUAAAGUAGUGAUUUUCAACCAGGGUGCUGUGGUACCUUGGGGUGCCUUGAGAUGCUUUCAAUGGGGUACCACACAGUGUUAGCAUUGUUAGGUUUGCAAACAUGAUUCAUGUGUUAAACCUAAAGAUUUCAUAUAAGAAUCUAUAUAUUAAGGACAUCCUGCCCUGCUGUGGUCUUCUGAAUUCUUUACAACAGAAGAAUGUAUUAUUUUUCUGUAGUCAAAAAACGAGGUGAAAACUAAGAGCAUUUUCCGAGGGGUGUCUCAAGUCUAAAAAGGUUGAGAACCACUUGCCUAAAGAGAGAGGCUUAGAAGGAGCAUAAGGAGCAAAUGCAAAGGUGAUCAGUGAGGAAUAUGGUAUUGGAGAUUAUGAUAAUAGCCAAAAUACUGCUAUUAAGUUGGAGGAAAAAGUUUAUAAAGGCAAUUUUUACAGUAAGCAAGAAAAAAAAUACAUGAGAACUUGGGUAAUGAGGUAUGGAAAUAUUUUAAAUUAUGUUAAUAUGAGACACAGCAUCCACUGAGACAAAAUGUGAGGCUUUGAGAGAAGAAAAGAAAUGAAGUUGUAGCACUUUGAUUGCUAAGAGGCAUCUGAAAUGUAAAGUUGAUGCUCAAGGGUAGAAAGAGCUUUAAGUAGUUUAUUUCCCUGCAGAACUUCCUGGCUACAUCUAGGAGAAGUAGUAGGUCUCCACUGGUGUAAGGUUCCUGUAAUGAGAGAGGUGUGAGAGGAGGAGGAAAACCUUUGCUACUCUGCUGCCUCCUUGUUCCUUAUUUGUGAAUCCUCCUUGUAUAGGUGGUUGCUGAACCUAAAUGAGAUGAUGAGAUUGUAGAGACUAUCAAAGACAGAACCAGGAUGAACUUUGAACCUUCAGGAGAGACGGGAGGAUGCAAAUGGAUUGAAAAACCAUCAGUAUAAUGGGAGUAGGACCAACUGAUCACAGUGUUGAGACAGCUAAGAAGAAAGAAAAGAAUUAUGUUUAAGACAAGGAAAAGCUCAAGAAUAAAUAAAACUAAAGAAAACUUUAUAAUUUUAUGCUAUUUAAAGUCCUGUGGGACCAGGCUGUCCCUUCCUCGGCUGCUUUAUUUCUGUCAUAAAGUGCAAUUCAGUAUUACACUAAAACAUUAUUUUUAAGACCACAUUGAAAAUCCUCUGCAGUUUAACAUUUGGAAUAUAAACUAAUUGGUAAAAUAGGAGAGGGAACCUUUUCCGACGUUUUGAAGACACAGAGUCUUAGGGAUGGAAAUUUCUAUGCAUGCAAACAAAUGAAGCAGCAUUUUGAAAGUAUCGAACAAGUGAAUAAUCUGCGAGAAAUACAAGCUCUGAGGCGUCUGAAUCCACAUCCAAAUAUUCUUAUGUUACAUGAGGUGGUUUUUGAUAAAAAAUCUGGCUCUCUUGCACUAAUAUGUGAACUUAUGGACAUGAAUAUUUAUGAACUGAUAAAAGGGAGGAAAAAGCCAUUACCUGAAAAAAGAACAAUGAGCUACAUGUACCAGUUAUGUAAAUCCCUUGAUCACAUGCACAGAAAUGGAAUAUUUCACAGAGAUGUGAAACCAGAAAACAUAUUAAUAAAGCAGGAUACCCUGAAGUUAGGAGAUUUUGGAUCUUGUAGGAGUGUUUAUUCCAAACAGCCAUAUACAGAAUACAUCUCAACACGCUGGUACCGAGCACCAGAGUGCCUGCUCACAGACGGCUACUAUAGCUACAAAAUGGACAUGUGGAGUGCUGGCUGUGUUUUCUAUGAAAUUACAAGUUUACACCCUCUUUUUCCUGGAUCCAAUGAACUGGACCAAAUAUCAAAAAUCCAUGAUAUUAUAGGCACCCCUGCUAAGAAAAUUCUCAAUAAGUUCAAACAGUCAAGAGCUAUGAGUUUUCACUUCCCCUUUAAGAAAGGGACAGGAAUACCUUCUCUUGUGCCUAAUUUGUCCCCCAAAGGCCUCACUCUCAUGUACGCAAUGAUAGAAUAUGAUCCUGAUGAGAGAAUCACUGCCCGCCAGGCUUUACAUCAUCCUUAUUUCCGAGAGCUGAGGACAGCAGAUAAGAAAGCUUUGACCAUACAGAGAAAAGUAAGAUUAAUAGAAAAUACAGAGGGACAGGAGCCUAUCCACCUGUGGCCUACUUCAAAGGAAAGCAAAGGACAGCACUUUCUUAGGCAAGCCCAGGAAAAUCCAAAACGACAUCACGGACCUUCCUGUGUAAUAGAAUUACCAAAACUGAAUGUUUGUGGAGUAACGAAGUUGACUUCUUAUCCUAGUCCUACAUUUCGUUCAGUUUUUACCACACCUGUAACACACUGCGAAGUACCCGUGUUGCAGCCUAUUAAAUAUAUCGGGACAAAUUGCAAGUCUGAAAAACAGAAAGAACUUAAGACUUCUUUGAAACAAUGCCACUUACCUACUAUAGAACGAAGAGAUGGAAGAUUUUGACCAUCUUGUCAAAGAUCUGGAGUGUAAGGAAGAGCAUAAUAUGCAGGGACUCAGAUUCAGCCGUGCUUUCAGUGUUACCAGAGGUACAUCAAUAAAUAUAUUGCCUUAGCUUGUGUUUCUCUGAAAUGCCGCAGGAAAACACUACAGGACUGUCUCUGAAGGGCUACUGAAAUAGCACUGUGGUACUUUGUUCCUGAAAGAUAUCAGUAUUUAUACAAGCAACAUUUGGGCAGCUCAGAUGCACUUUAUACUUGAACUCAAACAAGUUUGGGUUUUUUAAGACCUGAAAGCUUGAAGGUUUUGUUGUAUUUUUAAACACACAAAAACAAAACAAAAAAUUAAAAAUAAGUGUUUUUGUUGGAGCUUGAGUACUAAGAAUGUAUUUUUGUAUUUUUAUACUAUAAACAGAAAUAGAAAGUUGCAUAUUGUGUUAUUUAAGAAUGAAGCUUGGUCUGUCAUUUUUUACAUUUAAACAGAAAAACUAGCUUCAAAGUCAAUGUUGGAAAAUAAUGUUCUUCUGUAUUUGAUAGUUGUAAAGGCAAAAGUCCUGUUAACAUCUUGUGGAUUAUGCCAUCAGUUGGGAGGCCCUUGAUUUUAGUAAAAUUAAAUAUGGUCAUUUUAAUUCCUUUAAAAAUUUUAUAUGCAAAGAAUACAAAUACUGCUGUGCACUUAUUUGAUUCAAAAGCAAAGUCUUGAUCAUGGUUUCUCUUCUCUUUCUUAAACUUUGCUUUGGUAUUAGUAGAAAGUUUACUGAGUCCAUGUUUUGCAACAAGUUGAUAGGAAAAUCUGUAAAACAGUAGUGUAUUUCUGCCAUUUUAACAUUUCAGAAUGAAUGGAGACAUUUUAGCAGAUAUUCAUUGCAUAAGGUAUUAGCUUAUUUGUGGUCUAAGAUGCAAAGAUUAAAAAUGGUAUUUUGGUUUUAUUAAGAGAAGCUGUUUAAACUAAUGGUGAAGUUCAGUGCAUUUGAUUUUAAAACUUUUAUAAUUUUCUAGUAAAACAGAAAAGCUGUUUAUUGAGAGCUCUGUUACAAAUUUCAGAACAAGAUUCAUACUUACAUAAUUUCAGAACCAAGAAAAGCUUAACUUUAUGAAAUGUAUUUAUAUUAAAGGGUUGCAAAAUUUACUCGAUUUGGGAAUGGUAUCCGAUAAACCUGGAUACGAUACCUUUUCUACUGAACAAGUUUUCAAUUAAAAGAGAUUCUUGCCUUA